Molecule: messenger RNA, 542 nt
Organism: Capsella rubella
Lineage: Eukaryota; Viridiplantae; Streptophyta; Magnoliopsida; Brassicales; Brassicaceae
Exons: 4
Coding region: 23-520 (165 amino acids)
Source: RefSeq, a predicted model, not a curated record
AUUACAUUCUUAUAUCCCCAGAAUGAGUGAGCGCAUGAGAGUUAUAGACAAUAGUGUUAGGGAAAAAAUGGAUGAAUGUCUUAAUAAGGUGAGGGAAAUGAAGGAGAUAGAGACCCAACUGAAACAUGCUUGCGGGGUUGACGAUGCUAGUAUGACCACAUCAUAUGCUUGUGACAUGGACUCGUGGCUUAAAAGAUGGAAGAAGAUACGGGAAGUAGAUAUAAAAGCCUACGCUUGUUUUGACUGCUCUAAAGUACGGAAAAUAAUCCGCGGCUUGGGUACUCAUAAAUUUCAAAAGUUCUGCAGAAUGAAAAUAGGACGCCGUUUUAUUCUAGUAGUUUUAAUGAUGAAAAUCAGAGGGAUAGAAUGGCCUCCACAUGAUGAUGCUAAUAUUCCACAACUCGAAGCUUAUCAUGAAGAACAUCUCCAGGACGAAGUAGACCGAUUGGAAGAGAAUUUAUGUAAGAUUCGAGGGGAUCAUCUCGUCCUUGCUGAUCAACUUCGAUCCAAAUCUGUAUAAUCCAACUUAUAUCUUUCAUUGU